This is a messenger RNA of Miscanthus lutarioriparius, 333 nucleotides long. The record is from the annotation of a GenBank genome assembly. Lineage: Eukaryota; Viridiplantae; Streptophyta; Magnoliopsida; Poales; Poaceae.
AUGGCUGUGGCCUCGUCGGCGUUGGACGCGGUGGCGGCUCUCUUCUCGCUGAUCAUGGCCGUGGCGGCGCCGCUGUUCGACUCCCAGGUCGUCCUCCUGCUGAGCCUCUACCCGCCGCCGCUGGUGGACGUGUUCCGGUGGUUCAUCGCCGAGUUCGACAACCACAUCGUGGCCGACCGGCCGCCUUUCUUCCGCGGCCUCGUCUGGCUCGACCUCGACUUCCUCUGGCCGGUCAGCGUCGCCAACCUCUACGGCAUCCUUGUGCGCCGACGCUGGUCCGCCACCACCUCCCUCAUGGCCGGUGUCUACAUGCUCACCUAUCUGGUAAUAUAG